Penaeus chinensis is the source of this 600-nucleotide messenger RNA. RefSeq names its product histone H2B-like. Gene Ontology annotation, molecular function: structural constituent of chromatin; protein heterodimerization activity; DNA binding. Lineage: Eukaryota; Metazoa; Arthropoda; Malacostraca; Decapoda; Penaeidae. The coding region runs from base 16 to 600 and encodes 194 amino acids. The record is from RefSeq and is a predicted model, not a curated record. The transcript is spliced from 3 exons. Gene Ontology annotation, cellular component: nucleosome.
ACGACGACAAGCAUCAUGCCACCCAAAACUUCCGGAAAGGCUGCCAAGAAGGCCGGUAAGGCCCAAAAGUCUAUCACCAAGGGUGAUAAGAAGAAGAAGCGCAGGAGGAAGGAGAGCUACAGCAUCUACAUCUACAAGGUGCUCAAGCAGGUCCACCCUGAUACCGGUAUCUCCUCCAAGGCCAUGUCUAUCAUGAACUCUUUCGUGAAUGACAUUUUUGAGCGCAUUGCAGCUGAGGCUUCCCGCCUUGCACACUACAACAAGCGUUCCACCAUCACCAGCCGGGAGAUUCAGACCGCUGUCAGGCUGUUGCUCCCUGGAGAACUUGCCAAGCACGCUGUUAGUGAGGGCACAAAGGCCGUCACAAAGUACCUUUCCCCAAGUAAAAUCUCUGGGUUUCAUGCUUUUUUGCCCCUAGAAAAAACAUCGGCUCCUUUAGGGCCCAAAAUUGUAAAAAAGCAGUAUCAUGAUUUGGUGAACAAAUCGCAGGUGAACAACCCUGAAGUGACCGCACGGAAACGUACGUCCGUGAUAGAUUUUAUCGGGUGUGUCUUAGGUGAUGUCCAGCAAUACUCUCGUAAUGCCAGAUUAGUACCAUAG